Messenger RNA from Ruditapes philippinarum (Manila clam), 941 nucleotides. Its product is annotated as multiple epidermal growth factor-like domains protein 10. The transcript has 5 exons. The record is from RefSeq and is a predicted model, not a curated record. Lineage: Eukaryota; Metazoa; Mollusca; Bivalvia; Venerida; Veneridae. The coding region runs from base 111 to 551 and encodes 146 amino acids.
GGGAAGGGACAUUUGGAGAGGAAUGUGUACAAGACUGUCAUUGUGCUGAUAAUAAGCCAUGCCAGACAAUACAUGGUUAUUGUCAAUUUCCAAUUUGUAAACUUGGUUGGAUGGGCAAGUCAUGUAAUGAAAGCUGUUCUAAGAACACGUUCGGCGAAGAAUGCAAGCAAGUUUGUUAUUGUGAGGAGGGCACUUGUAGCAGCGACUAUGGUAUUUGUCCUAGUAAAUGCAGAUAUGGAUAUCGUGGUGUACAUUGUAACAUAGAGGGUAUAGAGGAAGAUAAUUCAGCCGAUCAUUCAUCUUCUGUCGUUAUCGGAGGCUCUGUUGCUGGCGGUGUUGUUGUGAUUGGCAUUUUGUUGGUGUUGGUUGUUUUUAUAUAUAAACAAAGGAUGCAACGAGUCAAGCGGAAUGAAAGUGAAAACUACUACAAAACAAUCCAUCGCAAUAUGGCACAAGUAGAUGAUGAGACAACUUACGAUACAAUUGACAUUUCACACGAUAAUCAAGACCAACAGAACGAAGAAGGUAAUGUGAGUGUCACAGGAUUAUAACAUUUCAGUCAAACAUUUAGAUAUUAAAUAAAUAGAGGAUAUUAAAGUUUUUUCUAUAAAUACAUGAUUUAUUUUCAUCGAGUGGUAUGAAAAUAAAUAUUUCAUGAGUGGCGAUAGAUGAAAAUAAAUCAUGUAUUUAUAGAGAAAACUUGAAUUUUCUGUUUAUUAUAUACAUUGCUCUUUUUUGACGUUAAAAUUUAAAAGUAUUUCCCUUAAAUUUUGCGUAUUGGCAGAAUUUAAUAGAAAGUAGUCCAGCAAGACAUCAGUGAAAAUACGGAAAAUAUGUUUUACUGCAGUGAAAAAUAAAUUUUUACAGUGAAAAUAAGGAAAAUGAAAAUACGCAUUUUAUUUAAUUAAUAUUUCUCAAUAUUUCAUUUAUAAGUAUAUAAU